CUUACAAAUAACUCCUAUUUCAAAGAAGCCUUCAAAAAGUAAAAAAAAAAAUACUACUUAUUCAGGGGAUAAUGGGCAUUUGCCCCUCCUCAAUAUAUUUUAUGGAGUAAUUUUUUAAAAAUUUUGAUUUACUUUAUAAAUGCCCAACCUCAAACUUUUAAAAUUUCUUCAUAGAUAUAUUUUUGCCCUCGUUGAAUUGAAAUCCUGGCUCCGCCUUGCUUGUAUUUCAGUUUUAAUUGCAGCGUCUCUUGUUGUGGAUAGAGUAGAAGACAUUGCUCCACAAACAUCUCACUGAUCCAAAACAAUGGCUUCCAUCUCUGCAUUCUCACUCUCCACACUCACUUCUCCUUGUUCUCUCUCUAACUUCUCACUCUCCACACACACUACUCCUUGUUCUCUCUCUAACUACCCAUCCCCUGCUCUCAGCCCACUCAAUUCACAAUCCCUUUGCGUUAAAUUCCAGACCCAAUUCAAAAACUCCGCCAUUUCCUGCAAUUCAUCAGUUUGCAAGCACCCAAAUUCAAGGCGCGCAAUAGUACGGGCAGUGGCGGAGGAUGAAGGGACCCUUAUCCCGGAAGAGGAAGCCUCGCCGCCGGCUGCUGACUCCACCGCCGACCAGACCGUGUCUGUUGCAGUGUCGCCUUCCGACGUGCUAACCAUGCUAUUUCAGGCAGAAGGAACGAUGAGCGACGCAGCUGUUCCUACGGUUACUAAGGCUUUGCAGGGAGUAGAAGGCGUUACAGAUCUCAAAGUUCAAUUACUCGAGGGCAUAGCAAGUGUAGAGCUAACAAAGCAAACAACCGUGCAAGCUACUGGGGUCGCCUCAAACUUAGUCGAGAUCAUUCAGGGUUCAGGCUUCAAGCUGCAAGCAUUGAAUUUGAGCUUUCAGGACGAAGAAGAUUUGAGCUAGACCAUGUACACUUCGACCUCGUUGCCACGAGGAGUGUAAGGGUUUCUGUUCUUGCCCAAAUUUUGAGCACCACUCACUUGUAAUUCUGAGGCACCUCUGUUGAUUAAUUAUUUGUAUAAUUUGUUAUAUGACACUUACAUGAGCCUAUGAGAAUCACAAUUUCAUUAGAUGAAAGGGAAAACCAAUCUGAGGCUAUGAAAAAUGUUUAUUAUUAUUGAUUUAUUUAUGUAAGACAAGAAGAAAAAAACAGAUUCUUGUAUAUUCAAACAUAUCUACAGUAAUUCUUGUGGGAAA
Messenger RNA from Salvia splendens (bonfire salvia), 1204 nucleotides. RefSeq lists its product as uncharacterized. The coding region runs from base 305 to 910 and encodes 201 amino acids. The record is from RefSeq and is a predicted model, not a curated record. NCBI's taxonomy places the organism in Eukaryota, Viridiplantae, Streptophyta, Magnoliopsida, Lamiales, Lamiaceae. Gene Ontology annotation, molecular function: metal ion binding. The transcript has 4 exons. Gene Ontology annotation, cellular component: chloroplast.